UGGCACAUCAGACUUAGAUAACAGUAUGCUGCUGAUUCAGAGUAACCACUUCUCACGCUCCUCUCCUCUUGUUUGCAGCUGCUUGUGUCAAAGAUGUGUACUGGAAAGUGUGCUCGUCUAAUAGGGCUCACUUUGAUCCCAAUGAGUUUUGCAUGUAUAAUAUCCAACCUACUUUUAUUAUUUCCAGAUGGAAAAAAGCUGCCCUAUGAUCAAAUAACAAUACAAGCCUGGCUCAUGGGGGGAAUCAUCGGCGGUGGUUUAUUUAUCCUGUGUCCAGGCUGUUCAGCUAUUAGAGCAGGUGGCAAAGGUUGCUGUGGAGCAGGCUGUUGUGGAAAUCGAUGCCGGAUGCUGAACUCUGUGUUCUCCUCUGCCUUUGGUGUGGUGGGAGGUUUGUACUGCCUGUCUGUGGCAUCAUCAGGACUCAAUGAUGGCCCCAAAUGCAAGACUACUGAAAACACAUGGGAGUACCCCUUUUCUGGAAACAACAGCUACUUGUUCAACAAGGACAUGUGGAAAUCAUGUAUAGAGCCCAAUAACAUUGUCCUUUGGAACAUCGUUCUCUUUUCCAUUCUGCUUAUUCUUGGAAUUAUGGAAGUGGUGCUGUGUGGCAUUCAGGUUAUCAACGGAUGUUUUGGCUGUGUGUGCGGGGACUGCCGCAAGAGAGGUCAAGAUGAUGAUGAUGGCUUAUGAACACUUCUGAGACAAUCUGAUUUUAUUAUCUUCUCCUCCCAUUUUCAACUAUUAUGCACAACAUUUUACUGUGCGUUACUAUGCAGGAUGACAUGAUGUAAAAAGCAGCCUAUCCAGAUGCAUCCAUCUCAAAGUUGAUGUUUGUGCAAAGUCUUGAGAUAUCAAGUCACAGCAACUUCAAGUAAAUCUUCAUAAAGAUGUGAAAACUAACACUCCAAAAUAUCUGUAAUGCUUACCAAAGAAUGUAACAAAACAUCUUAAUGAGAAGUGGCCAUUCAGUCCGGUACAGUCUGUCCUUUCCUUUUCAUGUCCUUAUGUGCAGCAACAGAAUUUCUAAAGCAGCCCUUCUCAUUGUUCAGUAUUCUUGACCCACUAUUCUCGAUUUCUGGCGUGCCUGCCAAACUCAUGUCAUUCCAACAUUCAAACCCAAACUCAGAACUUCUCUAUUGUAUCCUGAAAUGAAAAUUCUUUACUCCAUGUCACUGAUUUUUCUCCGUUCACUGUUUCCUUACAGUUUGAUGACAGUGAAUCAAUUCUUAAAGAAGACAUUGCUUCAUUUUGUACUGUGAUAUUAAUUACUGUUUAAAUGGCUUUGUAAAAGAGGAAUAGAGUUAUGUAGAGUUAUGUAUGACACCUGAGGUGGUGAGCUGACAUACCCCUGCCAUUCUCUAUCUUCAUUUUCUCUUGUCCUCAAGAUAUCUGUUGUCAAGGGACAAACAGUGGACCCCAGUCCUGUGAAGGCAAACUGUGCCUGAGGAUUUGAGGGGAAGGGGUAGCAAUUACAUUUCUAAAGAAGCUCACUUUCCAAAAGUCACAUUGAACCAAAAACUGUCUUGAAGCAAAGAUACAAAAGGUCUUUAAGAGUCGGAGUGCCAAGCCUCCAUCUGCUUGAUAUGCUAAGGCUCACAUUUUCUGUGAGUCAGGCAGGCAGGCAGACGAGCAGAUUCAGCCUUUUCCAUUAGGGUUGUGGAGGCCGCGACCAAAAACUCACCUUAAAUACAAAAUAUGCAAUAAUUGGUUUAAUUUCUCUAGCACUGCAUUCUGGGAUUGUUUCAGAUGACAAAAUGGAAAAGACUUCAGGUUUUAAGAAAACUGAAACCCCCUAAUAUUACCAGUUCCGUAUCCUCAAAGUCACUUGAACCUCUUCAGUCACAGUGUUGUGUAUCAGGUUGAUUGUUAAUUUCUUUUCAUGUCUUAUUUUUUUAAUGAGAGCAAUGUUUAUGUUUCUAAUAAUAUAUGUACUGCACUAUUUCUCUAAAUAAAUAUGAGCACCUUUCAAAUAAUAA
Molecule: messenger RNA, 1976 nt
Organism: Erpetoichthys calabaricus (reedfish)
Lineage: Eukaryota; Metazoa; Chordata; Cladistia; Polypteriformes; Polypteridae
Gene: tm4sf5
Product: transmembrane 4 L six family member 5
Exons: 5
Coding region: 94-690 (198 amino acids)
Cellular component (GO): membrane
Source: RefSeq, a predicted model, not a curated record